AUGAAGAGGCUCUGUUGUUGGGUGGAACUAAGGCUACAAGUGAUGAAGAAGCUGAAGUUGAAGAUAGAGGGUUGCAGUUUUGAUGACAUGUAUUUUGUGUUGCAGAUACGAAACCAUGGAGAAAUUAUUACUUGCACCAGCAGAGGAGAUAUCCUAUCAAGAAAAAGAAAAACUUUGACCACAUCUCUGAUUCCAUUACUAGUGAUUACCGUUUGCGCACUUAGAUGCAUAGAGGUAGUAGAAAAGGUCAAGGUGCAUCCUUUAUGGCAAGCGACUCCCAUGGUUCAGAGAAGUGUGGAGGAUCAGUCCGUGUUAGUUGCAACUUAUGAGGGUGAACACAACCAUCCAAUGCCAUCGCAAAUGGAUUCAAACAAUGGCUUAAACCGCUACAUCUCUCAUGGUGGUUCUGCUUCAACACCCGUUGCAGCCAACAAAAGAAGUAGCUUGACUGAGCCGACUGAUAGACCGUUAAUAGUAUACUCAAUGAAGAAGAGAAGAGAGGCACGUGCGACUGAGAUGGCAGAUGAGGAGCACGUGAGUGGCAGUUGA
Molecule: messenger RNA, 549 nt
Organism: Arabidopsis thaliana (thale cress)
Lineage: Eukaryota; Viridiplantae; Streptophyta; Magnoliopsida; Brassicales; Brassicaceae
Product: WRKY family transcription factor
Exons: 4
Coding region: 1-549 (182 amino acids)
Biological process (GO): DNA-templated transcription; regulation of DNA-templated transcription
Cellular component (GO): nucleus
Molecular function (GO): DNA-binding transcription factor activity; DNA binding; sequence-specific DNA binding
Source: RefSeq, marked reviewed